AUGAGCCUCGGACUUGUUGAUGUAUACGGAGAGGAGCAAAAUGCAGAGAGGUCAACAUAUUCUGGAGACAUCCCAAACGCAAUACAGCAUCAUGAGAAGGCGAUUUCAGAAUUGAAUAUGAUAAUUGAGAAAAUCAUCCAAAAAAAGCAACACGAGAAUGAUGAAUUUGGUGUAAUCGACUCAUUAGUUGUCAUGAGAAAGCAAAUAGAAUCAAGAAUCGAUCAGCUACGCAAAAUUAAGCCAAACUCUUCGUCUUUGGAUGGAAAUACCAUAGUUAAGAAUAAAGAGGCUGUGGAAUCAAUUCCAUUAUUGAAUUCAGCACUCGCAGAUAUUCAGGUAUCAUUAUUAAAAAAUCUGAACAUACGAUUAAAAGAUCAUAAUAGUAGUAAAAAGAUCCCAUUUGUUAACAACUUUGAAAUAAACAAAAUAGAACACGAAUUACAACUAUUAAAUUUUAAAAGCUCACAUAAUAUAAAUCACCGCAAUGAGUUACUAACAAAGUUAAAUAUGCUAUACUAUGGUGAAAUGAUGAAUCAACGUGAAUUCAUCAAGGAUGUAGUUGACAUUGUUAAACUAUGCGAAUCACGAGCUAGUAUAGACAAAGAUUGGAAAAAAAUUGACCAAAUCACUGAUGAUCGUCUGCUUGGUAUUGUCAAUGAAUUACAAGAACGUAUAAACCGUUUGGAAAGAGAAAAGUUACAUAUGGAACAUGAAAUAAUUACAUUAAAAGAGAAACUAAAUCGUAAUAUAUGA
This is a messenger RNA of Pichia kudriavzevii, 753 nucleotides long. RefSeq lists its product as uncharacterized. The record is from RefSeq and is a predicted model, not a curated record. Lineage: Eukaryota; Fungi; Ascomycota; Pichiomycetes; Pichiales; Pichiaceae. The coding region runs from base 1 to 753 and encodes 250 amino acids. The transcript has a single exon.